Molecule: messenger RNA, 1403 nt
Organism: Euleptes europaea (tarantolino)
Lineage: Eukaryota; Metazoa; Chordata; Lepidosauria; Squamata; Sphaerodactylidae
Gene: GPR89B
Product: G protein-coupled receptor 89B
Exons: 14
Coding region: 8-1375 (455 amino acids)
Biological process (GO): intracellular pH reduction
Cellular component (GO): Golgi cisterna membrane
Molecular function (GO): voltage-gated monoatomic anion channel activity
Source: RefSeq, a predicted model, not a curated record
GUGCGCCAUGAGCUUCUUGAUCGACUCCAGCAUCAUGGUGGUCUCUCAGGUGCUGUUCUUUGGAUUUGGAUGGCUAUUCUUCAUGCGCCGGCUUUUUAAAGACUAUGAGGUGCGACAGUAUGUUGUGCAGGUCGUCUUCUCUGUCACAUUUGCUUUUUCUUGCACUAUGUUUGAACUCAUCAUUUUUGAGAUUCUAGGCGUCCUAAACAGCAGCUCCCGGUAUUUUCACUGGAAAUUGAACCUGUGUGUGAUUCUGCUUGUGCUAGUGUUCAUGGUGCCCUUUUACAUUGGCUACUUUGUUGUGAGCAACAUUCGAUUGUUACACAGACACAGACUGCUUUUUGCCUGUGUUGUUUGGUUAACAUUCAUGUAUUUCUUCUGGAAACUGGGAGACCCAUUUCCUAUCCUCAGUCCAAAACAUGGAAUUCUGUCUAUAGAGCAGCUCAUCAGUCGGGUGGGAGUAAUUGGGGUGACCCUCAUGGCUCUGCUGUCUGGAUUUGGUGCCGUCAAUUGCCCAUAUACUUACAUGUCUUACUUUCUCAGGAAUGUGACAGAUGCAGAUAUUCUAGCUCUGGAGCGUCGUCUCCUCCAGACCAUGGAUAUGAUCAUCAGCAAGAAGAAAAGGAUAGCCAUGGUUCACAGAAACAUGUUCCAGAGAGGGGAGGAGCACAACAAGCCCACUGGUUUCUGGGGCAUGAUAAAAAGUGUUACCACCUCUUCCCCAGGCAGUGAAAAUCUGACACUUAUCCAGCAAGAAGUAGAUGCUCUGGAGGAGCUGAGUCGGCAGCUUUUCCUGGAAACGGCUGACUUACAUGCUACCAAGGAAAGAAUAGAAUACUCCAAGACAUUCCAAGGGAAGUAUUUUAACUUCCUGGGCUAUUUUUUCUCCAUCUAUUGUGUUUGGAAAAUUUUUAUGGCAACAAUCAAUAUUGUAUUUGACCGAGUUGGGAAAACUGAUCCCGUCACAAGAGGAAUUGAGAUCACUGUAAAUUAUUUGGGAAUUCAGUUUGAUGUAAAAUUCUGGUCCCAGCAUAUUUCCUUUAUCCUUGUGGGAAUAAUUAUAGUCACCUCAAUCAGGGGUUUAUUGAUAACACUCACAAAGUUUUUCUAUGCUAUCUCCAGCAGCAAGUCCUCCAAUGUCAUAGUUCUGUUACUGGCUCAGAUCAUGGGAAUGUAUUUUGUAUCAUCGGUACUUCUGAUUCGGAUGAGCAUGCCUCUAGAGUAUCGCACUAUAAUUACAGAAGUUCUAGGGGAACUGCAGUUUAACUUCUACCACCGCUGGUUUGAUGUUAUAUUUCUUGUCAGUGCUCUCUCCAGCAUCCUCUUCCUCUACCUAGCACACAAGCAGGCUCCUGAGAAGCAUAUGGCACUGUAAGUCAACCAUGGUUCUCCCGUGGAUAAAA